AUGCCAAAGUGUCAAAUUGGAUUGGCCAAUAUUUUUUUACAACACACAUCGGCCUCGUUGACUAUUAAUGAGAACUGCGAUCCAGAUGUUCGCAAAGACAUGGAAAUGUCCCUUAAUAAUCUGGCUCCGGAAGAUGCUGGUUACAUUCACACAGAUGAGGGUUCUGACGACAUGCCUGGACAUGUCAAAUCGUCUCUUUUCGGCUGUUCCUUGACAAUCCCAGUUACAAACUCGGCACUCAAUCUUGGGCAAGUAAUCUGUAAUUUUAUAAUCAAGCCCACUUGGCAAGGAAUAUGGUUGUGUGAGCAUCGUAAUAGAGGAGGCUCUCGUCGUGUGGUGAUCACAGUGCAGGGUCAGUGA
Batrachochytrium dendrobatidis JAM81 is the source of this 360-nucleotide messenger RNA. RefSeq lists its product as uncharacterized. The coding region runs from base 1 to 360 and encodes 119 amino acids. The transcript has 4 exons. The record is from RefSeq and is a predicted model, not a curated record. Lineage: Eukaryota; Fungi; Chytridiomycota; Chytridiomycetes; Rhizophydiales.